CAACAAGUGAAGCAGCACAUUGUGCUAUUCCACCACUCGUCUGCAAUUUAGAUGAUCUGGAACGCGCACAUUAUUUCUCGACGUUACUUCCGUCGCCUCUUUCUCAAGUGAAUGUUUCCCCAACGGUUAUUCGCGGGAGAGAAGCGCCAAACUCGAAAUUGAAGAGACUAUUUUUUUUAAACCAAGGCCAUACAAAUCUAACCUUGGAAUUUGCAAUUUAGACACUACAUUUUUGGGAGUAUGAAACAAUCAUGACAGAAACACUUUUCAAUAAGCGAUUGCAAGUGCACGUCAAAUGCAAAGAUUGCGAAGAAAGGAGAGGAAAUAUCAGAGUCUGCAUUGAGCUUCAAUUAACAACUAAUCCAGUCCACAAAAGGGAUCUGCUGGUGAGACUGACAGAUGACACCGACCCUUAUUUUCUGUACAACCUUGCCAUAUCAGAAGAGGAUUUUCAAAGUUUGAAAGUUCAACAGGGCCUGUUGGUAGACUUUGCGUCCUUUCCUCAGAAGUUUAUAGACCUGCUAAACCAGUGUAUCUCGGAGCAAGACAAAGAGAAUCCAAGAUUUCUGCUCCAGUUGUCAUCUCCAUCAUCCCCAGUAUUAGACCACAGCCCUGCCAACCUCAAUGUUGUGGAGACCAACGCAUUCAAGCACCUCACUCACCUGUCUCUGAAGCUGCUACAUGGCACUGACGUGGAGAUCAAGAAGUACCUGGCAGUUUGUCUCUCCUGUGUAAAGGAGGAGAAGCAGCAGUUGGAACAGAGGCUGAAGAAGACUGAAGAUGAUCUCUCGAGGCAGCUCAGCUACACACAACAGACUCUGUCGGAGAAGAGCAGAGAGCUAGACAAGCUUCGGUCUGAGUGGACCAGCCAAACAAGCGCUCUGUCGAGCCGCCACUCUCAGGACCUCACUGCAGAGCGGGAGAACGCUUUGGAGACACAAACCAGGCUGCAGCAACAAAACGAGCAGCUGCGCCGGGAGCUGGAGGGAGCCCACACUAAGAGCACCCAACAGCUGCAGAGCAGGCUGGCCGAGCUUGAGACCUCCAACAGGGACCUGACUGAGAAGAGAUACAAGAGCGAGUCCACCAUCCGCGACUUCAAAGCCAAACUAGUGGGACUGGAAGAGGAGUCUCAGCGAGCGAAGCAGCAGGCCCUGUCUCUUCGGAGGGAGAACGGCACCCUGGACACGGAGUGUCACGAGAAGGAGCGUCAGGUGAACCAGCUGCAGACACGUGUGGCAGUCCUGGAGCAGGAGAUGAAAGAUAAGGAGCAGCUCGUGCUCCGCACCAAGGAAGUGCUGGAAGCCACUCAGCAACAAAAGAACUCAGUUGAAGGAAAUGCCGAAAGCAAACAACUCCAAAUGGGAAAACUGGAAGCCACAGUGAAAUCCCUGUCUGAGGAACUCAUAAAGGCCAAUGGCAUCAUCAAGAAGCUGCAGGGAGAGCUGAGGGGCCUGGUGGGGAAGAUCAAGGUGAAGAACACUGUGAUGGUGUCUCAGGAGAAGGUGCUUCAGGAGACCCAGGAGAGGCUGCACAAAGCCCAGCGAGACCUGCAGGACACUCAGCAGCAGCUCAAGCAUAGAGACGAGGAGGUGUCGAAAUUGAAGGAGCAGUUGGAGGAGACUGUUCAGAAAUUAGAUGAAAGCAGGGAGGUGCUGAAAACAAACGAGAAUGUUAUAAUGUGGCUGAACAAACAGCUGAAUGAGAACCAGUUAUCCAGGAAGCCGGAGAUCCUUGGAACGUUUGAGACUCCUUCAACUCUCUCAGCCUCAACUGGACAGAGGAUGGGCGGUGCAUCUCACAACAUGCUGGACAGCCGAGCGUUUCCCUCCUCGGCCGGACAGGGCUACCCCAUCACGUCCACGCUGAACUCCAAACUCCCUCUGUCCAGCCGCUCCGUCUUCUCACUACACAACCAGGGCCCUGGAGCCAAGGUCCAGUUUAACCCGAUGAGUACCAAGCCCGGCAUGUCUCCGGUGGAUGUGAGGGAUGGGAGCCCCACAGCACAGCAUCCCCCUCAGCCCUCCAACAAAGAGAAUGGCGAGCCUGCUGGGUUGGAGUCCAAGUACUUUGAGAAGCGAGACGACAGCAUUCCCCUCCGUGGUCUGUUGUCUAGCAUGCACCUCAACAGAGAUGUUCCAAGGCCACCACCAGCCAAGCCUGGCCUGCACCCUCUGUCGUCCGCUUACUUCCCUGGCUGAGAAGGAAUGGAGCCAAUAACUACUGUAAUGUCCACUCCACAACACACCACUGAAUACCACUGUGACUAAGGAGAGUGAAUUGUUCGACCAACCACAGAUUCUCACAGUACCUCCGCCUAUGUUAAUGUUUUUAACCUGCUGUGUUUCCAAGUAUUUAUUAAAAAGACAACCAAUCAAUAGUAAUUAAGCCACUUGAUCGGUUUGCCAAAUAUUACGUUGGUUGGUUUGUUUAAAAAAUAACUUUGUCGUCACAUCUUACUCAUAAUUAGCAUUGACAUAACUAAUGCUGUCAUCAUGUUGCUCUGGGUGUCUUCAUAACUUUUAACACUCUAGUACUCAAGUCCUGGUACGAAUGAUACGUUCUACCAAUGAGUGUUCCUCAAGAAAAGCUGCCGUCUGUUCUCAUGGUGCAACAAUUUGAUAAAACAUAACCAGAGAAAAGUUAACAUGUACAUGCUAAUCGGAAGUCAUCACCAGCGUAUUGAUGAACAGAGCAUGAACCACAAAAUGAUUGCUACUGAAGUGUUUGCUGUGUAAAAACUGUACAUAUGGGUGUAUGAAAUGAGUCAUUAAUGUGUGUGUAUAUCUGUAGAUUAAAGUUUUGUUUUCAGAA
Oncorhynchus gorbuscha (pink salmon) is the source of this 2814-nucleotide messenger RNA. RefSeq names its product SAS-6 centriolar assembly protein (gene sass6). Gene Ontology annotation, cellular component: centrosome; centriole. Gene Ontology annotation, biological process: centriole replication. The transcript has 17 exons. The record is from RefSeq and is a predicted model, not a curated record. Lineage: Eukaryota; Metazoa; Chordata; Actinopteri; Salmoniformes; Salmonidae. The coding region runs from base 252 to 2201 and encodes 649 amino acids.